Molecule: messenger RNA, 1845 nt
Organism: Puccinia triticina
Lineage: Eukaryota; Fungi; Basidiomycota; Pucciniomycetes; Pucciniales; Pucciniaceae
Exons: 3
Coding region: 1-1845 (614 amino acids)
Biological process (GO): asparaginyl-tRNA aminoacylation
Cellular component (GO): mitochondrion
Molecular function (GO): ATP binding; DNA binding; asparagine-tRNA ligase activity
Source: RefSeq, a predicted model, not a curated record
AUGCUCGGUCACUCCGUAAAACGAAUCUCGAUCAGGUCACCUUUCCAUACCAUACCAUGUAACCUCAAACCAGCAGCAACUCGCAACCUCUCCCUGGUAUCCGCGCGAAGCAUAGCCAUUGAGGCAGGCGAUCUUGGCCGCCUUGACGGAGGUGAUUUGUUGGAGGCGAAAGAAAGAACCAGUUUAAGCUUUGCCGAUAUCGCUAAUCAGAUUGGGAGAUCAGAAAGCUGGACCGCCGGCUUAUUUUAUGGAAAGAAUCAGCCGACUGCAUCAGAUUCUCAGAAAUUGGCCGAAAUACUGAACCUACCCCUGCAGGCGCACCAUUCAACCCCUCCUCCACCCUCGAUUUCACUUGCUUCAAGAUCCUCGUUAUUUCCUGUGCUCGAAGAAAUCCUGCUACUUCCAAUCUCUCACGACCGUCUCGUUACAGCUCACGGAUGGAUCAAGACGAUUCGGAGACAGAAGAACGUCACAUUCGUUGAACUGACUGAUGGCUCAACACCCAAGCACUUACAAAUUGUUGUCGGACCCAAAGACUCGGAAGAGCUUGAAACCGGCUGUGCGAUUCGAGUAACUGGGUACUUAGUUUUGAGUUGCGGCAAUCGACAAUCUAAGGAGCUCAAAGCACGUUCUGUGAGCUUGAUCGGAUCAUGCUCGGCAGCCGAAUACCCUCUGCAAAAGAAAAAACACAGCGCGGUUUUCUUGAGAAGUAUCCCUCAUCUGCGUGCUCGUACACAAGAGACCAGUGCUCUGAUGCGAAUACGAUCGACGAUGGUCCAAGAAGCAUCCUCGUUUCUGCAUGCGCAGCAUUUCUUCCGCUCCGAAAUACCAGUUAUCACGUUUAACGAUUGUGAAGGUGCCGGUGAAGUGUUCUCUGUCGCCCCUGACAGCCAAUCAAGAACAAUUCCAAAACCACCCAACCCAACAUCUGAAGUUAGCCCUUCUCUUGAACAGAGGUUCUUCGGUCGCCCGGCUUUCCUGACCGUUUCUGGGCAGUUGCACUUGGAAGCUCUCUCAAGUAGUCUUGGAAGAGUCUACUCCUUCGGACCAGCUUUCCGGGCCGAGAAGUCUCAGACAAAUCGACACCUUGCCGAAUUUUGGAUGCUCGAGGCUGAAAUGUCGUUCAUUGAAGACCUAGAAAGCCUGAUGAAUUUACUUGAGAGCUUGAUCAAGUCUAUCAUUCAGAAUCUUCACCAGUCCGAUAGUCUUUCCUUGCUAGAUCUAAAAUCCCUUCAAGCCCCCAAAGAGCCAUUCGAAUCAACAGAAAAAAGCUGGCCUCGGAUAACAUAUACGCAAGCCGUAGAGCUCAUCCAAUCGCAUCACAAGGAACAUUCAUCCGGUACAAAUAUACUGCCUCCUCUCACUUGGGGCCAACCGCUGGCCUCGGAACAUGAGAAAUGGCUCUCUGGAACCUAUGCCCAAGGGCCAAUUUUUGUGACCGAUUAUCCGGCUUCACUCAAACCGUUCUACAUGAGACAGACUGCAGGAUCCUUCGACUCGUCUCAAACGCACGCAACUACUGUCGCAUGCUUCGAUCUACUGGUCCCGGGGGUGGGAGAAUUAGUGGGCGGAUCACUCCGAGAAUCGAAUCUGGCCAAGUUACAAGAAAACAUGAUACAAAAAGGGUUGAUCGAUCGAGCUGAAGCAGCUCACAACGGUCUCUCUGGUACAAAUGAAGAUCAAGACCACAAAUUUCGAUGGUAUCUUGAGCUGCGUAAAUUCGGGAAUCCUGCCACUGGUGGGUUUGGGAUCGGCUGGGAGAGGCUUUUGUCGUGGAUAACGGGGGUGGAGAACGUUCGAGAAUGUAUUGCUUUUCCGCGUGUAACUGGUUCGGGUCAUUGCUGA